AAAGACUGUUAUGUUUUCCUUGUCUUGCACGCACAACGUUAAGAACAUUUAGCAUCUGAUUAAUUCAGAGGCUCCAAAUAAGUCACUGAAGAGCCCUUUGUGCAAGAGACAAGUUGGCUGCCCCAGAACACACCGGGGCUCAGAGCAGUCUCAAACCAGACACAUCUGACAUCUGUGCUUCACUGAAUUGCAGGCUCCUAGCUGGGACGGUGAGAACUCUGAGAAGCUGAACAUCCAGGGGAGCACAAUCGUGUCCGCCUCCGAAGAACUGGAGGAAGUCUUUUACUAACCCUGGGAUCCAGCUCAGUUGUAAGCAGUCGGUGUCCUUCCCGAGGGGAGUCUGGUGCAUGUGUCACCUCUGCUGCUCCGCUUGGAACUGGAUGAAGGUGAUGUUGAGCCUGACUCUGGUGCUGGUAUUGCUGGAGAGAUGCAGCGGGUCGGCUGCCUGGGUGUUCACAGAGCCUCAGCUUCAGGCCAGUGCUGGGGACUCUGUCCUGCUGCAGUGCCUCCUCCGAGACAUGGCAGACAAGAGCUGGACGAUGGUGAAGGUGGACUGGCUGCAUGUGCCAGGAGCGGGCACACAGAAGGAGGAGAUGGUGUUUUAUUACUACAGCAACUGUAGCAUCUCCGUGGGCCGUUUCCGGGACCGGGUGCAGUGGCAGGGGGACAUCUCCCGCUGGGAUGGCUCUAUCCAGCUGCGGGACGUGCAGGUGAACGACAGCGGCAAGUACCUGUGUGAGAUCCGGCUGCUGCAGCAGAGCAGCAUCUUCAAGAACCACACGGUGCUGCACAUCAGCCCCAUGGCACAGAGAGCAGGUCAAGGCGCAGUGAGUGCCCAGGGCUCUCCGGUCCUGGGAGACACCGGGCUUUGGUCUAUGACUGUGGGCUGUGGCUCUGUGGCCGUCGUGUUGGCAUUCCUGGCAGGACGCACCCUGAGGAAGAGGUCUGCAGCCAACACGGCCCUGGAGAGGACCAGAAAUGAAGGCAGCAAGGACAAAGCCAAGGAAGGGAUUUACUGCUCAAUGCCCGGAGCUGAGGUACACAAGGCUGAACAGGACACAGGGAAGAAGAGGAAAGCUGAGGAGACCUACAUAACCAUGCACCCCUCUGUCUUCCGUGAGAACGGCAUCUACGUGGAGCUGGCCAGGAGGGUGAUCCCAGCAGAGUGGAUGGAAGAGGGCAGAUGGGAUGACAGACCAAGUGAGAACCCCUACAGCAGACCACAGGAGGCCCUUCCCUGUCCCCCAGAGAGCGAGGAGUAGACGCGCUGGGGGAUGUAAACUCCUUAACCAGCUGCGUGCUCAAGACAUCUUUGUUCCUUUGGUGGGCCAGCAUUAUGCUGCUGUCAGCCCUUCCUCUAUGAAGUGUCUCUGCUUCGCUCUUAUCUCCGUGCUGGAGCUGCUGCUGGGGCUUGUCCUAUCCCCGUUAUCUGCAGCGGGACCAAGGGAGAUGUGCCUGUCUCUUCUCCUGCUCUCUGGAGGGGGACACCGAGGGCACAGCCUUCACUCUCCAGCUUUGAUCCCAGCCCGUGCUGCUCCGGGACUAGAGAUAAUGAACUCCAAGGAGAACCUGGUGGGGAAGGAAGGGGGAGAUGCAGUGGGAGCCGUGCAGGCGUGCCAGUGAUAUCUUCUGAAAAUAAUAAAACUCAGCGAGGCCCAGGGGGUCUUCCCUCUUUCUGGCUUCCUUUAACCUCCUGCUUAAA
This is a messenger RNA of Oxyura jamaicensis (ruddy duck), 1702 nucleotides long. It is a transcript of the gene JAML, whose product is annotated as junction adhesion molecule like. Bases 348 to 1262 code for a protein of 304 amino acids. NCBI's taxonomy places the organism in Eukaryota, Metazoa, Chordata, Aves, Anseriformes, Anatidae. The record is from RefSeq and is a predicted model, not a curated record. Gene Ontology annotation, cellular component: membrane. The transcript has 8 exons.